CAGAAAAUUCAUAGACAAUUUAUUCCAGUAUGCCAACUUUUUUAUAACUGCUAGUGUCGUAAUAAACGGACUUUAAAAAUAAAGUAUGCGAUAUUCUCUUGAAAAUAUAUUUAAAGAGAUUUUUAAUAUAAUAUCUUCUAAUAAUAUUAGAAGAUAUAAUCAUAUAUAAUAUCUAAUAUUUUUAAUAUAAUUUAUAAGUCGGAUUGUUACAUUAUCAGUGUGGUUGGCCAAAAACUACCUCGUGCGUCAUGUUCGUGAACGGGUGAGUCUUAUGGAUUUGAAAUUCAUAUUCAUAUGUUUACUGAAUAUUACGUUAGUUUAUCAAUAAGUUAUGUUUUGUUAUUUUUUUUGCAAGUGGUUGUCGAAGCUGAAACUGAAUAAAAGAUAUAUGUAGAUAUGGUUUGCAGUUGCACAUUAAUGUUAUAUUUUUGAAAUUGAAAUAGACUUCAUAAUAGCAAAGUUUAAUGAAAUAGUAACGACUAUUGGUAAAAAGUAAAAUGUAUCUGGCGAAAAGUCUUAUAUAAAAUAUAAAUAUUUUUAACAACAUCAUAUACAUUGCUCAGAUUCCAAGAUGAGUAGCUAAAGCCCCCGUAUUAUGGAGUAUCUGAGACAACGAAGGUACCACAACACCCAGACCCGAAUCAAUAUAGAAAAGUUAAUUUUCUACAUUGACCCGACCGGGAAUCGAACCCGGGACCUCAGAGAUGGCGACACCUUGAAACCGGCGUGCGAACCACUCGGCUACGGAGGUUGUAAAAAAUUCAAACAUUUAAAAUUAGAUGGUUUAAUUUUUUUAGACUUCUACUGUUUAAAUCAACGAUAGAUUUAAAAAAAUUAUAAGUUAUUAAAAUAAUAGUAUACAUAGUUGGUAUAUUACAAAAAUGCAUUUCUGACACAACCACUACACUAUGCGUAAGUUCUCUGUAUCCAUUGAACAAAAGUUUUUACCUGUGUUCUUACUUGGGGCAAAAAUCACUGCAUUUGGUAUUUUGCUAGAGCUAAGUGUAACUGUGAAUUUAAUAUUUUUCAUUUUAUCACCAUGCCUCAUCUUUAUUUGUUAGUGGAAUGGACUAAGACGAAUAAUCAUAUACCGCAAUAUGAUAUAGUGAGUGUUAUUCCGGAGAAAUAUCGUGAUGUCAAUUUAAAAGUAGGAAAUAUUAUAUUGAUGUUGAAAAGACGUGAACAAACUCCCCGCUUGUGCUGUGUUUUGAGGGUUUCUUAUGUAAAACAAAAGCUAUUGGAGCUGAAAUCUCUCCUGGAAGAUCAAACAAACGGUUUUCGAAACUACCUAUUGGAAUAUCCUCAUAGUGAAUCCGAGCAACCAGAUAGUGCAAUUCGCUACAUUGAUCAUAGGUACUUAGACAACGAUACGAGUCAGAUAAGACGCCUUGCAUCUACACCAAGUCAAAAUGUCAGCUCUAAUAGAUUUCAUCAACCAGUAUGUAAUGUGAAACCAAAAAAAGAUAAGAACACUCAGACAGAUUCAGAAAUAACGGCGGGAGAUCAACCCAACCAUUUAUUACACACUGAAGGAAAAAUAUUAUUAAAACAAAUAUAUAGAAAUUUUAUUGGAAUAUUUGGAGAAGUAGCAGGUAUAAGAGAUAUAAUUGCUAAUUAUCCUGAUUUAAAUCAAGCGUUAGGCUAUGAUACUGAUGUAGAAGAAUCUGUUCAGAAUGAUGCAACAGUGGUGAAUGAUUCAAGCACGUUUCAAGACGUUGUUAAUAGUGAAGUUAGUUCACCAGGGAAUAUCACGGAUGCCACAACAACAUCACAGACCGUGAGCGAUGAGCAAACAGAAGUUGCUGACAAUUCUCAUGCUAUUACUACUUCUACUACUGCUACUAGUACAACACCUGACAAUGGUAAACAAGAAAUGGUAGAUAAAAACUUCAAAUGA
Molecule: messenger RNA, 1897 nt
Organism: Diatraea saccharalis (sugarcane borer)
Lineage: Eukaryota; Metazoa; Arthropoda; Insecta; Lepidoptera; Crambidae
Source: the annotation of a GenBank genome assembly